Nasonia vitripennis (jewel wasp) is the source of this 1614-nucleotide messenger RNA. RefSeq lists its product as uncharacterized. The coding region runs from base 227 to 877 and encodes 216 amino acids. The record is from RefSeq and is a predicted model, not a curated record. The transcript is spliced from 2 exons. Lineage: Eukaryota; Metazoa; Arthropoda; Insecta; Hymenoptera; Pteromalidae.
GACUGGUUCCUUGACUCUCACACACCCGAGCGAGCGAGCGAACGAGAGAGGAAAGUCGUAUAUAAAAAAAAGGGGGCAUAGCUGCUCGUGCGUCGGUCGCUCGCGGUUUCGCGGUGUGUGCGCGCCUCUCCACAGCAGCAGCAGAGAGCCAAGUACGAUCGGACCAACUGGUACCGGCCCAACGGACCCAGCACUUCAGACGUAGGUCAGAAAGCAUAAAAGCAACAUGAGUCGGACAAUCGCGUGCGCGCUCCUCGGGCUGCUUCUGCUCCAGGGAAGCUUCGCCGAAGAGCGCAAGGAGGAGGACAGCAGCAUCCUGAACUGCGUCUUCGAAGCCGAGAGCGCGAGCUGCGCCAGGCAGAGAAUGGCCGCGGAGAUCGACAGGAUCGAGCUGCAGGUGACCGGAAGGGCCAGUGAGGUGCCCAUGAGCAAGGUCAUCGAGGAGAGCGGAAGCCUAUUGGCCGAUGGAAUCCAAGCGAUCUUCGGCCCCGAGGACGACGAAGGAGCAGCCGAGGACGACGGUGCCGCAGUUGAAGAAUCGCGUAAGAAAAAGUUUGGCAAGAAGAAGAAGAAGCACCUCCAGAAACUUCUCAUGAUCGGCAUGCUCAUCAAGUCCAAGAUUGGUCUUCUCCUGCAGUUGCUCUCGACGCAUUUCCAAGUCAAAUUCUUCGUGAUCGCGAUCCUCAGUCUGAUCAUCAACGCUGCUCGCUUCUGGCUUGACUUGAAAAAAAGCUACAGACCGUCCAAAGUAAUCUACUACGAGCACGCCCAGCACCAGCACCACUACGACCACGACGACGAUCACGGCAUCUGGGGCAGGUCUUCGGACGAAGCUCCCCAGGAACUGGCGUACAACGCCUACGCGCCUGAACAUUGAUAAGCUUCGAUCGAUCACAUCGAAGCUCGUUCGUUGCGCUGUUUUUCUCUGACGACAACGCUGGACAUGCUUUUCAAGUUCUGACAUUAAAAUCUCGGCUAGUCUAAUGUACGAGUUUAUCGCGACAGGUUUGCAGAGGCUCUGCUACAGAACGCAGUUUGUCCUUAGUUUUGUCGUUGAAGUAUUUGAAAAAGGAUCGAUUUUAUACAGAUCUGCGGGAUGUUGCAAGCUAUUUCUUAAAAUUAAAAAAAAAAAUGUAACGGAUGUCAAAUAUUUGUUAUGUACUCAACUAGAAUGCUGAGUUUCAAAAUUGCUCUCUUAUUAAUGAUCAUUCUGCUUUCACGGGUAUUUUUUCAUAAAAGUUUUUUUACAUAAAACUCUACGAAGCAUUGUGAAUCUAUUAUUUGUAAUACAAAAUUAUUAUAAAGAGUAGAUUCUUAGCUACUUCUAUUGAUUGAAAACCAAAGUAGUGUGUUCGUAUACCUGCUGAGACGCUAAGGCUAAAUAACAAUUUAUACCGACUUAAAGAUUGUGUACCUCUAACUAUUCUCUUUUUGAAAAUAAAAGCAUUUUGGCUAACGAUUGCUGUAGAAACAUUUUAUGAUGUUAGCAAAAUGUUGUCAUAAGCGCCAUAAAAAUUUUAAAAUCAUACAUAUUUAUUUAGUGCAGCAUAUAACUUAUUUAUUAAUUUAUUGUAGUAAUUGUAUUUAUUAAACUAAAAUGCGAUAAAAAAAUAA